CUGCUCUCACCGCGUGGGCGUCGCGCGUGGCGACGGCGUGCCUCAACGCUCCUCAAUGAACGACGCCAUUAUGGUUAUUUUGGCAAGUACUUGAACAAAUACAACGGUUCAUACAUACCUCCGGGCUGGCGUGAAUGGGGCGGACUCAUAAUGAAUUCAAAAUACUACAAUUAUAGCGUUAACAUGAAUGGAAAGAGGAUAAAACACGGCGAUGAUUAUAAUAGAGACUAUUAUCCGGACCUAAUAGCGAAUGAUUCGAUAGCAUUCUUGCGUGCUUCUAAGCGCAGAUUUUCAAGGAAACCGGUCCUACUCGUGAUGUCCUUCCCCGCGCCCCAUGGACCCGAGGAUUCAGCUCCCCAGUACUCUCACCUCUUCUUUAACGUAACAACCCAUCAUACACCAACAUACGAUAUGGCGCCAAAUCCAGAUAAACAAUGGAUCCUGCGGGUGACAGAGAAAAUGAAACCGAUUCAUAGACAAUUCACGGAUCUGCUAAUGACAAAGCGUUUGCAGACAUUACAGAGUGUCGAUAUGGCUGUUGAACGAGUGUACCAGGAGCUCAAAGCACUGGGGGAGUUAGAUAACACUUAUCUGGUGUACACAUCGGAUCACGGAUACCAUCUAGGACAGUUCGGACUGGUUAAGGGCAAGAGCUUUCCCUUCGAAUUCGAUAUAAGAGUACCGUUUCUAGUACGUGGACCGGGAGUCGAACCUGGCACUGUUGUGGACGAUAUAAUCCUUAACAUAGAUUUGGCCCCCACUUUUUUGGACAUGGGAGGAGUCCAGCCCCCGCCUCACAUGGACGGCAGGUCACUACUGCCGCUGCUGCAACCGAGGAGACGACGAGCGACAGCACAUUGGCCAGAUACAUUCUUGGUUGAGAGCUCUGGACGUCGUGAGAACCAAGCUCAUUUAAUGGAGGAACGUUUGCGAGCACAAAAAUACAGCAAAGAAAUGAAUUCAAGAACAACUACUGUUGUGCCGCUACUGUCCUCGUCGGAGAGCGGAGACUUUGAUGAUGAGUCUGAUGAUGACUUCCUUGAACUUGAUGAUGAAGAUGAUGAUGAUGAUAAUGAGAGCUCUGAAGACUCAUCCAACAAAUCAAAUCAACCUCUCAUAUCAAAUGAAAGUCACAACCCCAUACUCGAGGCGAGUCUCGAUAAGAUUCUUGGUGGUGAUGGUGCUGUCAAUAAUCAGUACAAUUACCUCAGCCAAUCAGAAAUGGAUGUCAUUAAUGGGAAGGCAGCACGUAUAGCGGCUGAAUGUUCCAAAGCUGAGCUCCGGGCUCCCUGCUCCGUCGGACGGAAAUGGAAAUGUGUACUCGUUAAUGGACGGUGGAGGAAACAUAAAUGUAAAUAUGAGGAUAUAGCUAUACCACAACCGAAAAUGAGCACGAAGAAAUGUGCUUGUUUCACACCAAGUGGCCUUGUUUAUACAAGACUGGAAACAGACGGUACGAUCGCUAGACGACCGGUUGAUUCACAGAAAGACAAUAACACUAGAUCAAAGAGGUCUACAGAUAAUGACGUGUUCGAACCGAACACUGUGGACACAAUCCUUGAGGAAAAUCCUAGCAUCGGACAUCUUAGUUUUAAUAACGAGCCUAUCGAUGAAAUAGAAAAACGGAAUAUAGAAAACAAAGUCGAUAAACUCAUCAGGGAAACUGAAGCUUUCCUCGAGGCGUACGAACGAACCAAAGAUAAUAUAGAACAUAAGAGAAGCAAGAGGCGCGCUCAGCAUUGGGGUCAUAAACACAAACCGCACAAGAACGACCCUAUGUUGAACAUGAAUGAAUCGUCUUUAGAGUGUAAGAUAGAUAAAGACGGUACCGUUAACUGUUCGCAAGUCAUAUACAAUGAUUUGAAAGCGUGGCAUACAAACAGACUGAGUCUAGAAGACCAAAUAAGAGAACUAAAAACGAAGUUGGAAGACUUAAAAGAAAUUAAGAGGCAUUUAAAAAUAAGCAAACCUGUAGUCGAAGUACAAACAGUGACUCCGUCGUACGUCAACAUGCAUUUACACAAUAAAACACAAACACCAGAUAACACGAAAGAUAGCUUUAGGAAAUCACGUUUCCAUAGAAUUAAAACCAAGCACAGAAACAGUACAGUGAUUGAUAAAAAAUUCAGACAACUCAACGAAUAUAUCCUACCGACUGUGAACGGACACACGAGAGACGAUAUAUUUAACACUCAACUCAGAAACGAAACAUCCACAGAAGCAGUCGUCAAACAAUUGAAUACAUUCGAUCUGGUCGAAAUAGAUACCAAUCAGACAUUUUUAGAAAAAUUACCAAAACCACAAGUAACUACGAUCAUAACAGAAAGUAACUUCUAUGAUCAGAAUUUUGCUGCGGAAAAAAGCACACAACCAGCAAUUACCACUACAGAUGAUACAGCGACUGAUAUUACAAGAAUAAAUAAAAUAUUCAGUAAAACACCAAAAACGGAACAACCAAGCCCGACUCAAGAAACUUCCACGGACGUUCUGUCAACAUUGCAGUAUUACAGUUCAGAAGCUGAUAAAGUAAUUUUAACAAUGACAACGACGCCAUCUCCUGCAGUUACACUAACAAAAUCUCACCAAACCUAUAAAAACCACACAAAAUCUUCAAACAGACCAAAAUCAUCAUCUCUAGGACCAACGAGAUUCGAUGCGUCGGAAUAUGAACAAAGAAAUCCUAAUAAAGGAAACUCUAAUAAUCACGGAGUAUUCAGCAAACCGGUGGACGUGUUCCAAAGAAGAUUACAUCCUUUAUUCAUAGAGAAUGAAGACAAGCAUGUUUGUUACUGUGAAGAGAGUCGCAAACUGAAACCAAUAGGCAACUCGUAUUUGGAAGCCACUCAAAGAGCGAGAGAAGAACGAAGGAAGUUAAAAGAACAGAGAUUGAGAAAGAAACUCAGGAAAGCAAAGAAGAAGGCGGAAUUAGAAAGGUUAUGUGAAUCAGAGCGUAUGAAUUGCUUCCGACACGACAAUGACCAUUGGCGCACGGCCCCGCUAUGGACCGCCGGGCCUUUCUGUUUCUGUAUGAGCGCCUCGAACAAUACGUACAACUGUGUGAGAACCAUUAACUCAACACAUAACCUACUCUACUGUGAAUUCGUAACGGGAUUGAUAACAUACUACAAUCUACGUAUAGAUCCGUUUGAAACACAAAACAGAGUUAAAUAUUUAUCGUCAGCUGAAAAGGAAUAUUUCCAUAAUCAAUUGCAACAGCUUUUGACGUGUCGGGGACCGUCGUGUAGAAGAUUCUCGCAUUCAAAUGUUGGAGGUAUCAAAGAUGACGUAAGCAGACGGACUGAAGAUGACCAACUUAUGUAUAGAGGGGAGCCAAUUGGUUACAGUGAAAGGGCAUGGCGAUGGAGCGGCUACGGUCGUAGAUAUGCAAGAGCCAGAGAGUUGCACCGGCGUCGACAUACCGCGGCCUUCUAG
Danaus chrysippus (African queen) is the source of this 3432-nucleotide messenger RNA. The record is from the annotation of a GenBank genome assembly. Lineage: Eukaryota; Metazoa; Arthropoda; Insecta; Lepidoptera; Nymphalidae.